Molecule: messenger RNA, 2900 nt
Organism: Trichobilharzia szidati
Lineage: Eukaryota; Metazoa; Platyhelminthes; Trematoda; Strigeidida; Schistosomatidae
Source: the annotation of a GenBank genome assembly
UGGUUCUCAUCAUCUGCGUACAACCUGAAUUCUUUAAUAAAAUAAAGUGUACAAUUUUAACAAACCUUUGUCCAUUAGCAAGCAUAUUGUCAGAGAGUCAUAGUAAAAUAAGGCGUUGUGAUUUACAGGGUGUCUAAAGUGUUACGACAUAUAUAUAUAUCUUGUUAGAGAGAAGUUUCUUGAAAAAAAUUAAUUAACAGUUGUGUUGUUGGUAACAAAAGAAAAUUAGUAACAGUUACGCAAUUAGAUAAGAGAUCAAUAUUUUAAAAUUUCCAUGUACAUGAGGUCAGAUGAGGAGUUGAUGAUGUAAUACAGUGAGCAGAACUCAGAAGAUCAAGAAAAAAUUAUCUCUUAAGAGAGUCAAGCGAAAAAUAAAGGGGGGGGUGAAAAGACAAGUUAACAAAACUAGAAAACAGAGUUACUAAGAAGUGAAUAACCAGGGUAAUUGUAGUCCAACAACGGAUUCUUUUUGGACACAUAAGUCAGGCUGCAAUCGUUUUAUGGCAAAGUUCAGCCAUAGCGUCCCUUGGUGCGAACGCACGAGUGACCUUCAGCUGACCAAUCAUACAAAUGAGGAAUGUUUGCUAAAAAAUGAUGUAUAUUUACAAGAAAAUGCUUGGAAACGCACUAAACAAGUUAUUUUUCUCUGACAUGACUUAAAAAUACGUUCUACGAGAAGUAUCAGUUGCUAAAUUAGACUAGUUUCUGUACAUGAAUUCACCAAGAUGAAUACAGGUAAACUUUUUUUGUGAAUCGUUUAUCUCUCAUCCUGCUUGCAGUCUUCCAAAAUAGCACUCGGUUGAAUUAUUAUGGUUUCCAGCAAGAGGAUAGAUGACUACUUACCAGGAAAACGUGGAUAAUAAAAAAUUAAAAUAAAUGAUAUCAACUAUAAAUCUAUCCCUAAUCGUAACCAUAAACUUAAUCCUAACCCUAACACUAAACCUAACUCUAAUCAAUAACAAAACUUAUUAUUGUGUGUAAACUAUUGAAAUAUAAUUAUACUUAUUCAAACCGUAAUUCUAACCCUAAUGCUAAUUAUAACUCUGAUCCUAACCCUAACCUCAAUACUUAUCUUAACCCUAAUCCUAACCCUGACGAGCUAUUAACACAUUGUCCAAACAGUACUUAAAAACGUAAUCUGGGUGAAAUUUGCUCCUAAGUUGGUAAAUAGCGUUGAUAUUUCAGCUAUGAUAAUGACAGAUGCCGUUAGCCAACGACUAGCAUGCGUUCAAAGUCAUUGGAGCGUUCUCAAUCCUGGAACGCUAUUGUUGAACUUCGCUCGUUUUAUUGCUAUAGCUUCAGCAAACAUGAGAAGACUUGAGGUAAUUUGUCUGUUAAUUAUUUUGAAUGAUUCCAGCACAUCUACUCGGUGUCCUGUGUCAGUCAGGUGUUUGGCGAUUAAAGAGUUUAAACAAUUCAAUCCCUUUAACCGGAGGUUCCUUGGUACAUGUUCGCAGAAUCUGACGUAGGCCCUCCUCUCUGUUGUUCCAAUGUAACUGCUCCCACAGAUACAUGUGAAUUAGUAUGCACAGUUGGAUGUCUUCUUCUCUUAUCUAGUUACGCAACUGUUACUAAUUUUCUUUUGUUACCAACAACACAACUGUUAAUUAAUUUUUUUCAAGAAACUUCUCUCUAACAAGAUAUAUAUAUGUCGUAACACUUUAGACACCCUGUAAAUCACAACGCCUUAUUUUACUAUGACUCUCUGACAAUAUGCUUGCUAAUGGACAAAGAAUUCAGGUUGUAUGCAGCUGAUGAGAACCAACGAAAUAAAAUGGAUCCAGAUUACUCUGCGCCAAUGUUUCUUUUUUCUUUGUUCAAGAUACAAUUAUUUAAAUGAGUGGACAGUCAGUGUAUGGACGUACUUCAACAAGUGAUAGUAAUCUUACAUAAUUCCUCCCUAAUGAAGACUGAUAACGUGCCAUACUGUACACUAUUGUCCAUUUUUCUUUAUUGAAGUUUAUUUUGGAAACCUCAAGGUUUUGUCUUAUAUUUAUCCACAAACGAGUUAAUUUUGAACGCAGAUUAUCAAUACUGUCAAUUCAUGCUUUUUGGAUAUCCCUAAAAGUUUGUUGCGAAUCACUAGGCCGUAUUGUGUAUAGAGUCUGUUGUGUCAACUUGUUGAGUUUUCAUUCUUCAAACCCCCCUAUAAAUGGCUAAAAAUACCGGAGAUACAAAAUUCCGAAAAGUCGAUGUUGAUCAGUUAACAGAACCAACAUUUCAAGAUGAAACAAUUGAUGACGUUAAACCAUCCAGUAUAAAUAUAUCUGAAAUUAAUGAUUUAAUUACAAGUGGCAGAUCUACUGAUGCUAUCUUAGCUAUACUACAAAAUGCACCGAUUAACUCAAAAGAUCAACAGGUCAAGGAUACAGUAUUUAAGUUGAUGAUGCGUUUGUUGUCCCAGUUUAAAUCAAAUCAAAAUAUUGAUGAUUUCUUGUCGACAAUGGAUCAAGAGAAAAUUGAUCUAUUAAUGAAAUAUAUAUACCGUGGAUUUGAACAGCCUCAAGAGAUUAGUUGUGCUACACUAUUGUCAUGGCAUGAAAAGGUUUAUACAUAUGGGAAGGCUGGUUCAGUUGUACGCGUCUUGACAGAUCGUAAACGUGUUUAACAGGGUUCCUGUGUACUUGAUUUUACAAACUCAUUUGCUUUACACUUUUUCUAAGAAACAAUAUGCAAUCAUGAAGCGAAAUAUCCCAUUGUGCUUUCAUCCACACUCUAAACCGUAGUGUGUUUAGGUUGAUAAGAAUGUCUUCUUUAUUUUUACCAACGAAAUUUAAUUCACUAUACAACAACUACUUCUCACCUGAUACCUUUUUUUUAAAAAAAAUUUUUUUAUUUUAUUCAGUCAGAUAACAUGAGAAAAUAAACAGAUACCAGCAGAGGUCAACUCCUCCCCUUAA